GGGAAAUCCGGGGCAGAGUAACCUAGUUUCUGGGCUGACAAGGAGCUUUCUGUCCUGGCCAAGCAAGGUGGCAGGGACGGAGCUGCCCUCCCGGGGCUCGGUGUCCCGGCGGGCGGAUGGUGGCACCGGGGGAGGCAGGGAUGGUGCCGGGACCCUCGAGGGCUACCUCCCUGCCGCCCCCCGCCAUGCCCACCGCCGCCCUCCGCCUGCUCUGCGGCGUGGUGAUGCCGGCCGCCAUGCUCUGCGCCGAGCCCCUGCCCCGCGUCACCUUCCCCAGCGGGGACCCCCGCCGGACCCUGACCCAUUUCAGCCAGGACAACGUCUCCCAUUACGACAUCUUCCUCCUGCACGAGAGCGAGGAGGAGCUGUACGUGGGGGCGCGGGACCGGGUGCUGGCCCUCGCCGUCGGCACCCCGGGCAGCAUCCGUGCCAAAGCCUCGAUAAUGUGGGGACCCACGGCUGAGAAAACCUCCGAGUGCGCUUUUAAGAAGAAGAGCCAGGAGACCGAGUGCUUCAACUUCAUCCGCGUCCUCGUGGCCCUGAACCAGACCCACCUCUACGUCUGCGGGACCUACGCCUUCAGCCCCGCCUGCACCUACAUCCACCGGGAGAACUUCACGCUGGUGUCCAGCCGCAGAGGACAACCUUUCCUGGACGGGAAGGGCCAGUGCCCCUUUGACCCCCAGCACACCCACACGGCCCUGCUGGUGGAUGGCGAGCUCUACGCCGGCACCAUGAACAACUUCCAGGGCAACGAGCCCAUCAUCUCCCGCUCGCUGGGCAGCCGGACCCUGCUCAAGACGGACGCCUUCCUCCGCUGGCUUUCGGCCGACGCCGCCUUCGUGGCCUCCUUCAGCAUCCCUGGAGACGACAAGGUCUACUUCUUCUUCGAGGAGACGGCCGACGAGUUCGAUUUCUUCGAGCGGCUCCUGGUGCCGCGGGUGGCCCGUGUCUGCAAGAGCGAUGUCGGGGGGGACAAGGUGCUGCAGAAGAAGUGGACGACAUUCCUGAAGGCCCAGCUGGUGUGCUCCCAACCCGGCCGCUUCCCCUUCAACGUCAUCCAUCACGCCUUCGCCCUGCCCCGCCGCGACGGCGGUGCCGACUUCUACGCCGUCUUCACCUCGCAGUGGCAGGCGGGCAGGGCGGGCAGCGCAGCCGUCUGUGCCUACAGCCGGGAGGCUCUGGAGGAGGUCUUCGAGGGCAAGUACAAGGAGCUGAACAAGGAGAGCUCCCGCUGGACGGUCUACAGCGGCGCCGACAUAAGUCCCCGGCCCGGCAGCUGCUACAUGGGUCCCUCCUCUGACAAAGCCCUCACCUUCAUGAAGGACCAUUUCCUGAUGGAUGGGAAGGUGACACCCACCCAGGGGCAGCCGCUGCUGGUGAAAACGGACGUCACAUACACGCGCAUCGUGGUGGACGAGACUCGUGGCGUCUCGGGGGCCACCUACCGUGUCAUGUUCCUGGCCACAGCGGAGGGUUUCCUGCACAAAGCGGUGGAGCUGCCUGGGGGUCCCCACAUCGUGGAGAGCAUCCAGCUCUUCAAGACGCCAGAACCGGUGAAGAACCUACUGCUGGCUCCGGGGAAGGGCAUCCUCUUCGUGGGCUACUCCGGUGGCGUCCUCCAAGUCCCGUUGGCCAACUGCAGCCUGCACCGGAGCUGCGCCGAGUGCGUGCUGGCGCGGGACCCGUACUGCGCCUGGCACAGCCUGGAGGGCUCCUGCCAGCCCACCCGCACCGCCGUCGCUGCCGAGGACAUGAGCGCGUGGGUGCAGGAUGUCGAGGAGGGGAGCCCAGACACCAUGUGCCACCGUGGGAGGGCCAUGCCCCGAGCCUUGGGGACACAGGAGGACCCCGCCGCAGAGAGCAUCAGACCCCAGCUCAACGCCGUGGUCCACCUGCCGUGCCCCCACCGUUCCGCCCUGGCCACCUACAGCUGGCAGCAGCCCAACGGCCGUCGGGACCAGGGGGACACGGCGCUGCUGCCCGACCACACGCUGGUGGUCAUCAUGCGACGGGGGACUGUCGGCACCUACAAGUGCCUGGCCACCGAGAACGGCUACACGUGGACUGUGGCUCACUACCAGCUGCAGGACCCCGGCGGGGCGGCCCCCCAGCCGGACGGGGUGGCUGAGGAGGGGUUGUCCUCAGCCCCCAGCACACCCGGGUCUUACUGGCCCCAGUUUGUCACCGUCACCGUGCUGCUGGCCGUGACGCUGGCCGCUGCCGCCUGCCUGGCCCUCCUCGCCUACCACGACCAGCUCAAAGCCAGGAGCAAGGUGCGGGGGUGCAGCGCGCCCCAGAGCCCCCCAUCCCAGCGCCGGGAGAAGGUACCCCUCAACGGGGGGACGGGAGAGCCCCCGGCACCCGGAGUCCCCACCACGGAGGAGGAGGAGGAGGAGGAGGAAAGCUCCCGCGCUUGCUGCCUCCAGCUCGAUGGGGACAUCGAUGCUGAUAACAACAGGGUCCGCGUCCCAGCGGGGGACACGGCGUGACGCCGCCAGCGGGUCGGGGAGACUGUGGAGAAGCAGCGGGGUGUGAGGGGGAUACGAAUGUGAAGGGGUUUUUUCUUUUUUU
Chroicocephalus ridibundus (black-headed gull) is the source of this 2574-nucleotide messenger RNA. RefSeq names its product semaphorin 4A (gene SEMA4A). Gene Ontology annotation, biological process: semaphorin-plexin signaling pathway; negative chemotaxis; axon guidance. The record is from RefSeq and is a predicted model, not a curated record. NCBI's taxonomy places the organism in Eukaryota, Metazoa, Chordata, Aves, Charadriiformes, Laridae. Bases 117 to 2492 code for a protein of 791 amino acids. Gene Ontology annotation, cellular component: plasma membrane. Gene Ontology annotation, molecular function: chemorepellent activity; semaphorin receptor binding. The transcript is spliced from 15 exons.